AUGAAGUAUUUAUUAUGUAUAGAUGGAUCACCUUCAGGAAGGAAGGCAGCUGAUAAGGCUCUGUCAAUGGUUACCCCUGAUGACUCUUUGAUAUUCCUAUCUGUAUACCCUCCAACACCUUUAAAUUCCGUUGAACCAAGUUCGACAACAUUGUCUAGGAUGAUGUUGGAGAUGUUCUCUGGUGUACCAGACCUGGUCGAUGCCAAAGAGGAUCAGAUCAAACAGAUAAAGAGAGCAAACAAGAGGAAGUCAAUAGCAGUUCAGGAGUUACAGCAUUACAAGCAAACACAUGUCAAAUGUCAGGAUAUCAAGUACCUGCUAGUGGCAUCCAAUGAGAUCUCUGAUGCAAUCACAAAUGUUGCCGAGAAAUAUGGUGCUGACACUGUUGUCCUGGGCUCACGUGGAUUGGGAUCGAUCAAACGCAUGCUGUUAGGAUCAGUUAGCUCACAGGUGUUGCAAAUGUCACACUGCUCCGUACUCAUUGUCCGA
Molecule: messenger RNA, 489 nt
Organism: Acytostelium subglobosum LB1
Lineage: Eukaryota; Evosea; Eumycetozoa; Acytosteliales; Acytosteliaceae
Exons: 2
Source: RefSeq, a predicted model, not a curated record